Ceraceosorus bombacis is the source of this 2055-nucleotide messenger RNA. NCBI's taxonomy places the organism in Eukaryota, Fungi, Basidiomycota, Exobasidiomycetes, Ceraceosorales, Ceraceosoraceae. The record is from the annotation of a GenBank genome assembly.
AUGUCGUCCAACGUCGCUAGCACUCCCACCCGUGCACCACCAGCACAGCGUCCCGUCGCCUCUCUGCCGUCUCAAGCUGCUCGGCCCUCGGCCGCUUCAGCCAGCGCAGCUUUAGCCAUCGCGCGCAAAAGGAAUGCAGCCGAUGCUCUGCUCGUACCCGGCGCGACGUCCGGUGGAGGAGCUGGAUCCAACAGCUCCAAACGAGGUAGACCUACGAGCAGAGCGCUGCCUCCUAGCAUCGUCAGACAUGUACCGGAGAGCGCCGUGUACGGUGAUUUGUGCAGAGUAGAGAGAAGCUUGGACUGGACAGUGGCGAGGAAACGGGCAGAAGUCUCAGAGAGCAUCUCGAAAACUCCAAAGGUGAGAAAGGAACGACCCAGCGGUGCCUUCUAGCCUUGCGAAGGCGCUCACAAUCUGCCUCCUUCUGCAUGUCGUGGCUCGCAGGUAAAGCGGAUUUUGCGCAUCUUUCUGUCCAACACGUGCGCGAAUCAACCUUUUCAGCGCGCAAGCGCAGAUGGAGAUGUCCCCAGCACCCUCGAAGGGACGGGCGUACACAACGCGGAAAAUGCGUCCGCCAGUACCGAGGCGGAGGGCUCAAACGAUGUAGGAGCUGAUAAAGCACAAUCUAGCGGGGACGCAGUAGUCACGAACAGUGCCGACGUGCCAUCCUGGACAUUGCGAAUCGAAGGUCGGCUAGUAGCGCCUAGCAAUUUGUCUAGGGCAGCAUCUGCUCAAGCUGCACAGGCGGCUGCUACCAGAGUGGGAGCGCACAAGUUCACCAAUAUGGUUCGAGCGGUAGUGGUCGAACUUCAGCGAGAUCAGGCACUGCAUCCCAACGAGAGCAACAUGGUCGAGUGGCAUCGACCCGUUCCUACUGCGGUGCCUGACAGGAGCAGCGCUGCUGUGGGUUCUGCAGGAGUGGGGGAGCCUCCGCUCAUCACCACUUCUGAACCUGCCUUGGAUGGCUUGGAAGUCAAGAGAACCGGAAGCACGCCGGUCAAGGCCAAAAUUGUGCUUUACCCAGCAUAUACUCCGGAGAGGUACGCGCUUUCCCCUGCACUCGCAGCUCUGCUGGACGUCAAGGAAGAGACACGAGCGGGAGUCAUUGCCGCUCUUUGGGGCUACGUCAAAGCCAACGGUCUUUUGGACGAAAACGAUCGGAGGUUGGUCAGGUGCGAUGCGGCUCUAGGAAGCAUCUUCAAUGUGGAUCACAUCUUGUUCCACCACAUGCCUGAAGUCGUCAACAGACAUCUGCAUCCCGCCCAACCCGUUGUCAUCGAGUACUGGAUCCGAACGGACGUGGCCCAGCAUAAACAUCCCACCGCUUACGAUAUCGAGAUGGAGCUGGACGACUGGUCCACCCGCAAAGCGAGAGAGAGCGUCUUGGACGCAUUCGACCCCAAGGGCGAGGCAGCACAAGAGAUUUCUGAACUGGACGAUAGGGUGAGUGCACGCGGCGCACCUUUCCGGUGAUUUGGUAGCUCCACACCAAUCGUUUCACUGACGCCUUGACGUCUUCUGGCUCAUCUUCGGCUGCAACAGAUCGCACAGGCAACCUCGACGCUGUCGACACGCGCCCUCUCGCGAGAUUUCCUGAGCACCUUCUCGCAGAACCCGCAUGCCCACCUGCGAUCCUGGCUAGCCUCCCAAUCUCGCGAUUUGGACGUGGUCUUAGGCUCCGGGGGUCUAAGCGGCAACGGCGGUACAGGCACAGGCACAGGCUCAGGUGGCGCUCUGGCCGGCCUGACCGACGAGGAGCUGAGAAGGGCAGGAACGUUUCGCGGUAAAUGGGUCGACGAAGCAGUGGUCGUAUUGGAAAGCGCUCGAUAUGCCGAGAGGCUCUUGGGCUUGCAGAGGGGAGAAGGUGGACCGGCCAACCAGGCCUUGCCUCCGCAUGCGCAUGCGCAUGCGCAACAGGGACAUGGCAACAAAUCUUCGCCUGCUGCAGCGGGAUUGCCUCAUGCGCAGCAGGUCGCUGGUGCUUCGCAGGCUUAUGGAAACAUGCCACCGCCUACCGGUAGACCUGGAUCUGUCGUCAACACUCCUAGACGCUGA